Messenger RNA from Paramuricea clavata, 11839 nucleotides. The record is from the annotation of a GenBank genome assembly. Lineage: Eukaryota; Metazoa; Cnidaria; Anthozoa; Malacalcyonacea; Plexauridae.
AUGGAAAAUUUUGAAACUACUCAUCCAAGAUUCAAAAUCACGAGUGAAACGGGAAAGUUUCUGUUCGCUAUAUACCUCAUCACUGCUGUCCUUGUGGGGAUUAAUAUGCUCAUCGCAAUGAUGAAUAGCUCAUUCGAAUACGUUGCGGUAAGUCCGGCGAAAACAUAUCUGAGAAAGAUAUAUAAAUUACCUGCGUCUAUAUUUAACGAAUUAAGAUUUGUGGAAGAGGUUAGAGUUUGAACAAUGAAAGCGUCUCGAUGUACGAGGCAGUUUAGAUACUUCUGCAAUCCAUAAUUCGUUUGUAGAAAAACGUCUAUGGAAUUGCAUGGUGCAUGGUCACGCAAAAAAAACUGAUCAAGUUAUUAAUUUCUGCAUGAAUGUGUUGUGGAGAAACUUGUGAAUAAUGGCAUUAAUAUUUAAUGGCUUCAAACUUUUAAAGUACCUUGAGCGAUACUGCUGGAACAUUCUCGAAAUUGUUUCUUGUAUUAUCCCUUACUAUAAUUAAAUUUAAGUGUUGUAUUUAUCCUGUCUUAGCUUUUCCAGUUCGUUUAUUAUGUGCUCCUGCUUUUAGGAGGAUAAACAAUGCUUGAACUGGAAUAUGAGCAGAACGGCCAUGUGGUUAGAAUUCGCAGACAACGAUGAAUACUUGCUACCCCCACCAUAUAAUAUUUUGCAUUAUCCCGUUCAAGUUUGCAUGCGAAAGGUAUGUAUAUAAAUGCAGUUUAUAUUGAACUUGCCCACGAAAAUCAAAGCCAAGAAAAUUAAAGCUGAAGUUUAUGCAAAUCAGGACAAAUCUUUAUCCGAUUUACGAACGUUAAUUAAACAUUCAAUUCUUUUGAAUUUUCUUCAUGAAUAUUAAUGAGCUUUUUAUAAGUACCGUUUAAUAAACGAGCAGGAGUGUUUUAUUACCUCGGGUCGGUACGAUACCGAGGUCAUAAAUUCGGCUCCUGUUUUUUUUUAAAUUUUAUUUUGUGUCGAGCCGCGCGCGUAGUCGAAGAUCGAAGAGCCUGCGGGGGAGACGACAACUUCCGGUAAUUAUGUGUACUUCCGGCAAGCAUCUGCCAAAGCGAAACGGAACCUGAAGCUUUCCUUGCACAAAAUCCGUCAGAAUUGUUGAUUUAAAACCAGAAGAUGUGAUAAUUUUGACAGACAUGUUUAGCUGGACAACUAUUCUCGAGUAUAUGUUGAUAUAAUGUACAAUACUUCGUAUGCAUAGCAUGGGAAUAAUACCGCGGCCAACUUUCACUUGUUUGAUACUGCUAAGCAUUUUAUGUAUGGUUCUUACUGUAUUAAACUGGUAGCCAACAAUUUUGCCAAUUGUCCACUCAUCACAUUGUUCGACUGUAGUACAACUAUUACUAAUGAUGGAUUAGUUAUAUGCACCUAAUUAUAUUUUCGGUACUUUGAUAUAUUUUAAAAAUAUCUGAAGUGAUUGCCGUUCUGCUAUGUGCAUGCAAUCAACAAAUAGACUGAUAACCUUGUCUGUUAGUGUUACUAAAUACAAGAUUUGGUAGGGGGGGGGGGGCGAUGCCCAGACGAUGUCCUAUCCAACGACACGAGCUUAACGCCGCGAGCGGGCGUCUUGUUAGGUUUAAAGCCACGAGCGCGCAGCGCGAGUGGCUUUAGACCUAAUAAAACACGACCUGCGAGUUUAUUAAACGGCUUCAAACACGACUAAAAAUUCAAUAGAUAUACUAUUAUUACUAUUUAUUAUUAAAAACAUCUUUAAACACGGUGACUAAUCAACCAGUAUAAAAAUAUUUACAAAUCGAAAGGUUGCUUUUCAUUAGGCCGUGAUGAACACAAACUACAACGCCCCCUCCUCCCCCCAGUGAAGCCCUCCCAAAAAGUGUAAAAAAUACAGUUACUACUAAGUUAACUGACACUUUGGUUCCAGACUUUAGCAGCAGCAUAUCUGAAUGUUCUUUUCAAAGAAUUAGUUUUUGGUUUCGCUAGUACAAGCUUGCUAUUGUUGCUUCUUAAGUCGUAUCGUUCAGAAUUGGACAUUAUAAACAUGUUCGAAAUGUUUUCAGGGCAUUUGCAUGCAAGAGCCUUAGAUACACAUUUUAAUUGCUGCUCAUUUCGCCUUUCUUCUAACAUUUUCCACUCAAAAUAUCAAGGGAGCGUACUUCAUAUGAGUCGCCUGAAAUAACCCUUGCCGCUCGGUUUUGGAGUCUCUGUAACAUCCCUUUUAAGGUUUUGCCACAGUUACCCCAAACCAUUGAACAGUAAUCAAAAUGUGGUUGAACCAAAGCUUGAUAGAGAUAGGUAAGAGUUCCAAUUGAGACAAAUGGUUUAAUUCGGCGUAACAUGCCGAUGCCUUUUGAUACUUUUUUACUGAUAUUCUCAAUUUGUUUGUCCCAGCAUAAAUGUUCAUCAAUUAUAACGCCCAAAGUUUUCUUGGAGUUUACUUGUUUAAUUACUUUGCCAUCAAUACUGCCCUAUUAAUAUUCUUUAUAUAAAGAAUACUAAUGAGGACACGACUACAAUAGAUACUGCUUAUUAGUAUUCUUUACAUAAAGAAUACUAAUUAGGAGUGUUUUAUCAGGUUUAAAGCCACUGCGCGUGACAUAUUGUUUAAAGCCACUGCACGUGACAUAUGAUUUGCCAAUAAGCUUAUGCAUGAAUUAUUAAUGAGUGUUUGAAGUAUUAUUUAAAACACACUUAGGGGUGUUUUAUCAUAUUUAAAAUACGAGUGCGCAGCACGAGCAUUUUAGAUAUGAUAAAACACUCCUACAAGUGUUUUGCAUAGCUUCAAACACAACUAUACAAUAGAUACCGUCUCAUUUGUAUUCUUUACAUAAAGAAUGCUAACAAGGAUGGACGUUUAUACAAAGAGUACUAAUGAAGAUGAGUUUUAUCAGGCAUAUAAAACAUCUUAAUCACGUGACAUGUUAUGGUUGACAUCCGGCGUACUUUUUUUGGGAACACCCGAUAAGACAAACUUGAGUGACUUCGUUUAUUGCCACUAUUUUUGACAAUCUUCAAUCGCCUGAAGAUUGUCACAAAUAGUGGCAUGAAACUUAUAGGACCGAUAAAUUGAAACAUUUUAAGACGACAAAUUAAUUCGUUCUGCUAAAUAUUUGUAGUAUUGAGCACGUAGCAUGUUGAGUUGUGUUUUUGUACACUCCGUAAUAUGUUAAGGUGAAACUGUUCUCGAGUGUGUAUUACAUAAUUUCCAUACAUAUUCUGCUUAUGCUGUGUAUGGAAAUUAUAUAAUAAUACACACUCGAGAACAUUUUCACCUUAAUAUAUAUAUAUAUAUAUAUAUAUAUAUAUAUAUAUAUAUAUAUAUAUAUAUAUAUAUAUAUAUAUAUGGAUUUUCUCUCUUGGAUUUUCUCUCCCUUUUUAAUGACAUGCAUGAACUUCCAUUGGUAUAGAAGCAGAAAAGAUUUGCUUCGGGAAAAAUAAAUAGAGAGAACAAUAUACGUAUUUAUUUAUGCUAAUAUUUGCUAGUGGAAGGCGGAGGAGAAAGAGAAAUCAAAGGAUCCAGCUGAAAAGAUGGAAAUGAACAAGGUAAAACGCACAGCCAGAAUUACAGGGAAUAGUUUAGAUAGAUAGAGUGAUUGAUUGAUUGAUUGAUUGACAGACACAAAUAUACAUAGAUAGUUAAAGAAGGCGUUUAAUUUAGGCACGUUGACCAUGUCAACAAAUGCUGAUUUCCACGUGGUUCGAUUAUAAAGUAUCACAGCACAAAUUUGGUAAAUUUGGUUAAAAGGUAUUACGAAAACUAUUAACAAGUGUCAAGAAAUAAAUGUGCAAGCUGUGGUACUAUAAGCUGUGAUAGUUGAUAAGGCAAUAUUUGCAACGUGCAUGUUAAAUAAGAUACAAAUCAGUAAUAAUAUAUUUGCAAGAUGAUUUUUUAUCUCAUGUGAGAAGAAGAAUUUUUCUCUUAAAAAAGCAGGUGUUGAUGGUGAACCUGAAGGAUGGGCAGUGAAUGUUGGCUCACUGCCCUUCAGGUUCGCCAUCAACACUAGCUUUUAUCAGAGAAAAAUUAUUCUUCUCACAUGCGAUAAAAAAUUAUCUUGUAAAUAUAUAUAUAUAUAUAUAUAUAUAUAUAUAUAUAUAUAUAUAUAUAUAUAUAUAUAUAUAUAUAUAUAUAUAUAUAUAUAUAUAUAUAUAUAAAUAUAUAUUUAUAUAUACACUGGAUCCAGAAAAGUUUGACCUCCGAAUAUAUAUAUAUGUCGGCCAUUUUGAAUUUUCUUGGGUUAAUUAUACGCGAACGCAUACAUCAAAUGUCGCUCGCAACGUACUGUAUAUUGCAAUAUUCCAACAGCUCAAAUAAGUAGAGGAUCAUUGCUUGAAGUUCUUACACAUAUUUGUAGUAGCUAUCUAAUGAACAUUUGAGGGUUGUUAGCUAAUUAACUCUUGUCACAAUUUGGAACCUGAUCUUUUUGGCAUGUCGUAAUUAAAUUUUAUUCUUUUGCAUCCUUAGAGAUUUAGACGCUUAUUAGCAUGCCUCGAUGAAUUUCUUUGUUUAUUCUUUCGUAUUCACUUGUGCUUAUUUUAUAGCUGUAACCUACGUCCAGAAUUAUUAUAUUAAAGAGUUUGGCAACCUAGAACGGCAACGACAACUGCAACGGGGAAAAUAUAAUUGCUUAUAUUGUUGUAUUUGAGCCAAAGUAUACGUUACUACACUUAAUUUGCCUCAUUAAGUAUUCCUGUUUCUUUCAAACGUACUUAAAUAAAAAUAGUCCGCGAAUUCAAUAAAACUCUCAAAUAACAUCGAACGAAUGAAUUGUUGCCGUAGUCAUGCACCGUGAAAAUGAUGCAAAUCACGUAUUAGUUUCAACAACUACGGCAUUGCACAACACUUAAGACCAUGUAAUUUACAUUCGCCUUUGUCUUUGAGGAUUAAUGCUAUUGUUAAUGACCAUAUUGCCGUUGCGGUUGCCCUUGUAUUUGCCGAACUCUCUAUUAUAUUUUGCCAACGGAAAUUUUAACGGAAUCGAUAGUCAUUCGAUAUUUCAUCCCCUGAAACUCAGCACACGCAGCAUUCGUGACCUGGCGAAGCAGAAACGUUCAUUUCCUAGUUCCUACUAGCCAUUAUGUUCAUUUCCAAAUGUUCAUUUCCUACUAGCCAUUAUGAUUAUGUGCAAAGAUAUCAAUCAAUGAUUCUUUUAUUCAUUUGAGCUGUUGGAAUAAUAUUGCAAUAUGCAAUACGUUGCGAGCGACAUUUGAUGUAUGCGUUCGCGUAUAAUUAACCAAAGAAAAUUCAAAAUGGCCGACAUAUAUAUAUAUUCGAAGGUUAAACUUUUCUGGAUCCAGUGUAUAUAUAUAUAUAUAUAUAUAUAUAUAUAUAUAUAUAUAUAUAUAUAUAUAUAUAUAUAUAUAUAUAUAUAUAUAUAUAUAUAUAUAUAUACCGGGUGUCCCAAAAAAAGUACUCCGGUUUGAUUUAUAAUAACUUCUAAAUAAGUAAAGCUAUCAAACAGAAAUAACUUGCAUUAAAUAGAGGAAGAACUAACUUAGAUUUUGAUAUAUUACAGUUGUAUUUUACUUAAAAAUUCACGGAGAUAUUAAGAGCGACUGUCCAGAAAUAUCGAACAAAUUCGAAAAUUGCCGGCCACAGUCAAAAUAUAGAAUUCCUUCAUUUUUGGUCUGGUGUUAGUGUUGUGCGAGUUUAUAAACGUACUGGGGUCAGUUUCUCAACUUACGCAAAAAAGUAGGAUUUUUUUGAGAAAAGAGAUUUUACUCUGUUUCGGUCUAAAAAUAGCCCAGACGACGGCCAGCAAUAACGCUUUAAUAAACAUUUUCGCUUGAUAAAAGAACCCCGGUUACAAGCUAUUUCCCACUCAAUUCCGAAAGAACAGGUAUUAAUUAAAGAGUUUGUUACUGGUGAUAUUUGCAUUAUUAACCCGAGUUUAUACGGGAAAAUUUUGAUUCUCUUAACAUAGUUUUUCAAAAUCUCGUUAAUAGUGUAUUUACCUCACAUAUAUAAAUGCGAUGUUUUGCAUGUGGCCAUUCUCCAAUUUCCAUGAAAAUCAGGUAGUACAACCUGUACAUGACAAACUAAGAGCGACUGCAAACAUUUGUUUGGGUUUUUGCAUAGCCGCAAUGAAAUCUGCAACUGAAGUUGGAGAAAUUCGUAACGAAAGUAUGUUAAUUACAAGUUUGUUUACAUCACCGGGCAAUGGCUUGCCGCCAAAAAACCAGUACCGUUUUUCCAGCUGAUUAAUUCACACGGUUAGUUUGAUCUAAAGCAUGACAUGAUGUGCCUUUAAGAAUAUCUUAAGUAAUUACCCAUUUAAUUUAGACAUUAUUUCUGGUGUUAUUUACCCUGGUUCCAGAGGUUUAUUUUCAUUUUAUACAAUAUUACCUUCGCCAUUUCUAAUUAUAUUACUUACAAUAAAAUUUUAUAAUAAAUCUCUGGAACCAGGGUAGUUGUUAUUUAGUAUAAAUGAUUAUUAAUAUGUUUAAAGAUGUUGCAUUUAAAAUUGUGUUAUAGACUGAUGCAUGAAAAUAGUGGCGCCAGCGACUCAGCAGUCUCCUUUUAAUGCGCCAGAACGACAACAUAGUUUUUCAAAAUCUCGUCAAUAGUGUAUUUACCUCACAUAUAUAAACUCGAUUUUUUGCAUGUGGCCAUUCUCCAAUUUCCAGGAAAAUCAGGUAGUACAAGUACAACCUGUACAUGACAAGCUAAGAGCGUUUUUGCACAGUUGCAAUGAAAUCUGCAACUGAAGUUGGAGAAAUUCGCAAUGAAAGUAUGCGUUAAUUACAUGUUUGUUUACAUCACUGGGCAAUGGUUUGCCGUACUGCAUAUAUAAAUAAAAUGUAUAUUUUUGUUAUGAAUAAUAUCUCGUGCAGUUAGGAGAGAUUAUAUCGAAAUAAAAACGGAAGUGGUGUCACUGGUGUGUGACCACAAGAAAUGUCCAGAGAUUUUGAAAUUCGUUGUCAAUUAAUCGUCUCUCAGUCUAGAAAUUUGAAGAAUUGAGAAACAAAGUAAUUGCAGACGUUGUACCAAAGAAUCCUAUUUGCUACGAUAACAAUAAUUUGUGUGAGCUGGCUAAGAAAUCAAAGUUGUCCUUCUUCUCAAUUUCUAUGCUGCGAAACAUAUGUGAGCAGUUUGGAGGGUCCCGAAGGGGGGUCCCAAUCCCAUUUCCGAUCUGAAAUUUUGGCAAAAUCCCAGUCCCCAGUUGGAUUUUUAUUAGAAAUCCAAUCCGAGUUAUUGAAAUCUCAGUCAAUAAAAAAGCGUUAUUUGGGGACGCACCAUUAUUUUGGAGAUUGGGGGUUGGAAAAUUAUUUAAAAAAUUGUUUGCAAAGACAGAAAAGUGCGAAUAAAUUGUUUGCACAAAUAGAGAAGGGCAAAAAAUAGUUUGCAAGCUAAUGAGAUUAUGCAACAUCAACUAACGUUUAAUAACAAUGAACAGAGCGCUCACCGACAUACCCAGGAUCUUCACGCCAAAGCCCUGCAAUGGGAGACGCUGGGCACAUGUCGCAAUCUACAUAUGGGUUAUAUAAACCGAUACAACACGGUCACCCAUGUUGUAAAUAUUACUAAUUUUAUGCUAAUUACCCGAUCAUUUAUAAGUUUCCUUGGAUCGAGAGUAAGUAACCUAUGUUAGACAAAUGCAAACUGCGUUGUAGGCUUUUUAAAUUUAGCAAUUUCGGACUGAGAGGUGGGUAGGAGUACUUCUGCCUCACAUCUCUCGCGCACAGCACUCUCGCCCAGCUCUCAGCCUAAGGGACGGACCUUUAGAAAAGUGUGGGGGGUGGGGAUUUUCUGAUUGCAUGGAUUUUGUUCCGGUCGUCUGCUUGUGUAAGACAUUUUUCUGCGGUCGUCUGCUUGUGUAAGGAAUUUUUCUUUUCUUUCUUCUUUGUAAGAAUUUCUGCCCCCCCCCCCCUCCGCAUCACUUUUCUGAUGUCCGUCGCUAAGUUGCUUCUGUAAGCUGGAAGUCAUGACCAAUAGACCUUAGAAGUGCUUACGUCACGCCAGUGCCAAACAAUAAAUUGUAAUGCAAUUUGGGAAACAUGCAGGAAAAUAUACCUAAUGUUUAUAAAUGUUUAUAUGGAUUCAAAACUGCGUGACGUAAGCACUUCUAAGGUCUAUUAAUAAACAGCCUAAAAAAAGCCCCCCCCCCCAAAAAAAAAAGAAUAGCGCAAUGCUAUUGGUAUCGCUACAAACAGAUUUUCGUGAAAGUGGCUGGGUUGUGGUGUUUGUGCUUGUAAUAAAAGUUAAGACAAUUUAUAGUAUAUUAUUCAUGCAUGCUUUCUUGUGGCCUAUAUAUGGCUAUGCUUGAGCGCUAUAUACGAUACGUGACUGUUGUCUGCAUAAACAUUACCUGAAUCGUCAACGGAAUGAACUUGCUAAAGAAAUUUAAACAGUAAAUAAAUAAAUUACUUGAAUGCAACUUGUGAAGGCUUUAAACGAUACGACUAGUCGUAUACGAUUGUCGUUCUGGCGCAGUAAUUAAAAGAAUUGCUGAGUCGCUGACGCCACUAUUUUCAUGCAUCAGUCUAUAACAAAAUUUUAAAUGCAACAUCUUUAAAUAUAUUAAUAAUUAUUUAUACUAAAUAACAACUACCCUGGUUCCAGAGAUUUAUUAUAAAAUUUCAUUGUAAGUAAUAUUAGAAAUGGCGAAGGUAAUAUUGUAUAAAAUGAAAAUAAACCUCUGGAACCAGGGUAAAUAACACCAGAAAUAAUGUCUAAUUUAAAUGGGUAAUUACUUAAGAUAUUCUUAAAGGCACAUCUUGUCAUGUUUUAGAUCAAACUAACCGUGUGAAUUAAUAAGCUGGGAAAAACAGUACUGAUUUUUUGAUGUAAACAAACUUGUAAUUAACAUACUUUAGUUGCGAAUUUCUCCAACUUCAGUUGCAGAUUUCAUUGCGACUAUGCAAAAACCCAAACAAAUGUUUGCAGUCGCUCUUAGUUUGUCAUGUACAGGUUGUACUACCUGAUUUUCAUGGAAAUUGGAGAAUGGCCACAUGCAAAACAUCGCAUUUAUAUAUGUGAGGUAAAUACACUAUUAACGAGAUUUUGAAAAACUAUGUUAAGAGAAUCAAAAUUUUUCCGUAUAAACUCGGGUUAAUAAUGCAAAUAUCACCAGUAACAACUCUUUAAUACCUGUUCUUUCGGAAUUGAGUGGGAAGUAGCUUGUAACCGGGGUUCUUUUAUCAAGCGAAAAUGUUUAUUAAAGCGUUAUUGCUGGCCGUCGUCUGGGCUAUUUUUAGACUGAAACAGGGUAAAAUCUCUUUUCUCAAAAAAAUCCCGAUUUUUUGCGUAAGUUGAAAAACUGACUCCAGUACGUUAAAGUUAAUUAAAGUUUAAUUGCGGUGUUGCUACGUUCUUGUAUACGUCGAGACCGUCUAAUUGGCUGUUCCGCGGUUGAUCUGAUCUCAUUGCUGGUUGAAGAAUGCGUUGUCAUGGUUGGGUGAAUUCUUCUGCUAGGGAUGGCGUCAUUGGAAUGUUUGGAUUGUUGUGUGGCGGAUGUUGAAGGAAGUGUUAUUUGGAAGUUAGUAUUAGUCAUGGUAUCGUUAUUAGUAGGACAUUUACGUGUUGUUUUAAGUUGUAAGUAAAUAGUGGGAAUUUCAACGUUUAUAAUAUGCCUGGAUUACAAAUCUUUUAACAUACAUAUAUAUAUAUAUAUAUAUAUAUAUAUAUAUAUAUAUAUAUAUAUAUAUAUAUAUAUAUAUAUAUAUAUAUAUAUAUAUAUAUAUAUAUAAUUUGGUGUGGAUGCGUAUCAAGCUUAUACUCAGAAUUUCUGAGCCCUAACGGGAAUUGAACUACGUAACUUUGACCUUCUGAUAACCGCACACACGCUCUAACCGUUGAGCUAUAAGGCAUCAGAUGGUGAGCCAAGGUCACGUACAUAUAUAUAUAUAUAUAUAUAUAUAUAUAUAUAUAUAUAUAUAUAUAUAUAUAUAUAUAUAUAUAUAUAUAUAUAUAUAUAUAUAUAUAUAUAUAUAUAUAUAUAUAUAUAUAUAUAUAUAUAUUUAUAUAUUUAUAUAUAUAAAUAUACGAGAAGAAGAACAAGACACAGAACAAGAUACAGAAGAACAAAAUUGUUUAUUUGUGUCUGGUGUGAUAAUAACAUUUCUUUUAUUUGUAUGGAUAGAGUUGGGGAGCUUCUAGUGGUACGGUCUUUGCCCUACCCCGGUUUUCCUGCACUGCUGGUACUGCAUUUGUUUUCCUCACUUCUCUGAUUCUACCAUCAGAAUUGGUAUCCCAUGGACACCAUCUUUUCUGUUCUGCAGCUUUUUUACUAUGUCAUUGUUUUUAUGAUUUCCAGUGGUCUUCCGUUGCUCAUCGCAAAUUAAUAAAAAGAUCAUACACUACAUAAUUGAUGUUGAUAAAAUUUACUUAUUUCAAAAUUGAAAAAAUAUAAACAUGAUAUUACAGUAGUUAAAGAUUAUUAAAAUGUUUUUAUGUGCACAAAAAUAUUUUAUGUGCACAAAAAAAGAGAAGUGUUUAAAAUGUCGCAUCACAUUUAUUUCACCAGUACACAUGAAUGGUGCUAUGAUAUAUGAUGAAGUAUAUGAAAGGUGAUGCCCUUGCUCUAGCUAGCUUAAUGAUGUAUUAAAACAAUCUAUAGAAGUAUUAUGUAAUUGGCAAACUUCUUCAAUCGUAAUCAUUUGCAUGAUUGUCUGCAACAGACAUGAAUUCAACGAAUGCUUUAUCUUCCUCAAAUGUCCAUUUAUGAAGUUUUACUGGGGAUUUGUUUGGAGGAGUCGGUUUAGUCUUUCUGAUAGAAAACUAUAAAAUAGACAGCAAAAGUGAGAGGGGCAAUAUCAGUGCCGCCACCAUGCAUCAGACAACAAAAAAGAAACUCAUGGAUUUUUACCAGGGUUGUGGGUAUGCUUCUCCAGGAAAUUUGUGAACUAUAGGUUUUCUGAAAUGCCACUCCCAGCAUUGAAAAGAAAUUGGUGGAUAGAAAUUGCCCGACAUUCUCAUGAGUUUAUUGAUAGAUGAACAAGAGGUAUAAAAUAGAAGGAACAUAACUCCUAUACAGAUUUGCAGAAAUACUUUUUAAAGUCAAUCUUAAAACAAUUGCCCAAUUUUUAAAGCAGAAUUCUGCUCAACUAAACACUGACUGGAGGGUUUACAAUCCCCAUCCUCGUACACCUAUGAACAGAAAUUAUCACAGCCAAAAAAGCACUAAAAAGCAUUAAAAUACAAUUUUACUGUUAUGUGGGGAAUGUAGUAUGAAAGACCACACAAAUAAACCAGUUUAAAUAAAACGUAUUUUUACACGCCUCGCCUCUCUGUUUACAGCCUAAAACCCAAAAGUGCUUACCUAAACAGUUUUUUAAUUACUUAGUUAAUGACAAUAUAAAUUAAAAUAUUAAUGUUAAUAUAUUAAGUUCACGACAGUUAUUAUAAUAAUAACUUUUAGUCCGCACCCCCAUUAACAUCUCAUUGUCACAUUAAAAUACAAUGUUUUUGUAAUAGUCGUACUGUAUUUCGUGUUUGUAAAAACCUUUGUACUUCUAUACCUUUGGUGAUGUUCCAGGACUCUGAAACAAAGUUCGACUUCAUAUUAAAUUCUUCAAACGAGAAAAUCUGUGUCUCUUAUUCAAUUAGGUUUCCCUGGGGUAUCACCUUCUGAAGUAUAUAUACCCAUUCAGCACUAUAAUAAAUAAAACAAAUAUGAAAACAUACCUUCGAAAAAACGAGAUAUACGGAGCCAAAAUGGCAAUGCAUUUCAACAACUUUUCGCCAAACGUUCGUUGAAAAUCGUAAUUGCAUAUGAAUAAUAAUGAGACGCAAUGCAUUGUGGAAAGACCCUCAUUCUUCCUUUAAUUGAUGAAGUACAUGCUUUUCUUACAGGUUGAUGAUCCGGGGCGUGAGGGAAUUCUGCAAAAAAUAGUUAAUCGUUACCUCGAAAACGAUACUAAAGAAUGA